Messenger RNA from Penicillium griseofulvum, 6483 nucleotides. Its product is annotated as putative tRNA-splicing endonuclease. The record is from RefSeq and is a predicted model, not a curated record. Gene Ontology annotation, biological process: termination of RNA polymerase II transcription. Bases 1 to 6483 code for a protein of 2160 amino acids. Lineage: Eukaryota; Fungi; Ascomycota; Eurotiomycetes; Eurotiales; Aspergillaceae. The transcript is spliced from 4 exons. Gene Ontology annotation, molecular function: transcription termination site sequence-specific DNA binding; helicase activity; zinc ion binding. Gene Ontology annotation, cellular component: nuclear body.
AUGGAGUUUCUGGCUGCAAUUAGGGAACUCAAGGCCCUCCCGGAGGCUACCCACAUUUUGUGCCCCCGAAAAGGCGACGAUGACCAUGGACACUACGACGAUCUAGAACAAGUGGAUGAAGAGGGGAAGGCUAUCAAGGAUAUUGUGGCCGAAGCAAAGGCGCGAAGAGAGAGUUUCCUCUCGUCCAUGCGCAUCCUGGCGUACCAUAAGGAUGGAGUAGAGGAAGAUCAGAACUGGGUUCUGGCAAAACUAGACGAGUCGCUGGAGAAGUGUGAUCUAUGCAUCAAGCAUUAUUACAUCGGCAAGAUCUGGCUCGUGGACCUGCUGAAGGAGGAGAACUAUCAUGAAGAUGAUAUUGAGGCGUUUGCCCAGAGAAUCGACGAGUGGGACAUUCGGAGAAUCACCCGCAACUUGACAAUCGCUACAACGCAGUUGAAGCAAACCCCAUUGGAGAAAAUUGGCUUGGGUGUUUUGGAUAGGGCGGCGUUGCUGUCAAUUUUCGAGACACUGAGCUGUGAAGCCAUGCUGCGCAACGAAAGCCUCCUACAGCAAUAUUUUGAUGAGCCGUUCAAGCUCAUUCAAACAAAGCGGAGCUUGAAGGUUUCCGAUUACAUUCCUGCUGUCUCCCGUUUUCUUUUCGAUUCCAAUCAACUUCGAAGCUACUGGGCUAUUCAGUCAUGGACACGAUACGCGCGGCCUCCUACUACUCAGGAAUUUGAAUGGGCGGUUCGCGAUGGCCUGGUGAUGGGCUUAAAAGCUGCUUCACAACAGCCACCGCAAUUUGCAGUUAUCCAGAGGUUGUGGCGAGGCAUGCAGCUUGUCGUCCGAAAGCUGGACAAGGAGCAGAUUACACAUCAGCUUCGAGGGUUGGAAAUAGACCCUUGCCGUCUUUCCGUCGAUCAUCUCUCCAUACCUGCGCCGAGCCUGCGAUUUCUUCUCAACGCCAUCCAGCUAUUCCUUGAGAAAGCCCCGGUUGACUUCUGGGAUGCUAUGCAAGCCAUUUCUCCCCAAGCAAUCAUGGAGCAAACAUUUUACAACACACAAUUCAAUGCCUUUCUCAUGGAAACGUCCGAAGGCGAGCCUUUUGAGAGGUCCGCAUUGAAGGACAUGCUUUCCUGGAUCAGUCCCUUCCUCGGCUCAUUGAAAGGUGCCCACCAGCCGUCUGCCUGUCGAUUCUUGACAUUGCAAUUACUUGGCCGUCUUCAAGAUACCCAAUAUCCCAAUUUGUCACGCUAUCACUGCUUUAACAUUGGCUUGAGCAGCCUCCUUCAAACGCUACGCCGCUUUACAGAAAAUGAGUCUUCCCGAGGUACAGUUACUCGUAUCGUGUUGGCAGAGACAAUGGGAGUGGUUGGUGAUACCAUCAAUGUCAUCAUCAACCCCCCGACCUUUGAUGUCGAGAAAAGUCGACAGGAGGAUAUUCGCGCGCAGUGCAUGGAAGUCGUACGCAACACCUUGGCAUUAGAGUGUCAGUCAUUGAAGACCGAUUAUGAAGCACUUCUGAAGCAAGGUACCCUCGCACACGGAGUAUCUACCUACUCUGCCCCCAUCUGGGAUGCUGUCAUCAAGAACCUGCACCCGGGUAAUCUGCCGCUGUCAAGUUCGGCCCUCCUAGGUAUUUUGCCCCUAGUGGGGUUGGAGAUGUUUCCCACGAAAGGAGAAGGGAACAAGGAGAAGACUCACUUCAACAUGAUUUAUGGCCAUCUCACCAACCUCUCAUGUCGAAUCAUCGGACGUCUCGUAGACUUUCCUCCCGAGCAUCUUGAGACGUUGUUCCGAAGUCAGGAUACAAGCAGCGCUGUGAUUUCAGCUUUGUUUGCCGCCGACCUAGACACAUACACAGCUGCGGUUGACCUGAUCAAGGCCGUCAGUGGUCAGUCAGCUCGACGAGAUGCCAUUUCUCAUCUGCUCCAAACUUCGUUCACGACCACGAUCUACGGUCUCAGUUGGUCGUUCCGUCGGAUCUCUCACAUGAAGACUUUCGCGCCGGCUCCAAGAAUGCUAUACACUGGUACAGAUAUCGUAGAGAUAUUAUGUGAUAGUCAGACCGGUAUGUUGCGAACUCGUAAUCUCGCUGAUCGUCGAGAGGUCAUCUCGCUACAGAAGCUAUGGGAGUAUCUGUGGCUAGCAUUGACUACGAUCUUUGAUGAGACUGAGGCAUGGCAUCUUCGGGGUAACGAUAAGACCGUCAUGCUUGAAUUCUGCCGUGACACCAUUCAGUUCGCAGAUCUUCUAUUUGAUCAGUAUGGUGUGUUCUUGGGAGCUGUAGGGAACGCUGAUCCGGGGCAGACAUCUACAUCGGAAAAUUUCUUGAAGUCGCCAACUGCCACAAUGAGUGCUAUGGUAAAAUGGCUUAGGUUGAAGGAUGAAUUUCUGGCAACUACACUCGUAGGGUUGGUGGCAAAGCUUCUGCGCCGAUUAGGUGGGAUGAAUGUGACCACCGUGAAGCCAGAUGCGUUGAGCUUUAUUGAGGGGGUUGCUGUCAAUGGCACUAUCAAAACAAUCCUCAACCAACGUGAGAAGGCAGAAUUAGUCCGCUCAUUGGAGGCGUACUACAAAAAACCUGUCGUCACUGCCUCAACUGCUUCUCUCAAGAAACAAUCUUCUAUCACCGCUUUUGCGAAACCCUCUGAUACCUCGAGCCCCUCACGCAUUACGAGUGACGACGAUUUUGACGAUGAUAAUUUGACCGACCAAACUCUUCUUGAAUUGUCUUCUUCUGUUGAAUUCAACAAGGCUCGUAUCGCAACCCAAGCCAAACGGGACGCUGCGAAGGCCGCCAAAAUGCAUACCUCUACGGCUGUCAAGACUCGUCCAGAUACGUUCGCUCCCGGAUCGUUCCUCAAGUCAGUUCCUCCUGUACGAUCCGAUGGCAACAACGUCCUAUCUUUCCGUGAGAAGCGUGAACGGGAACGGGAGGCCAAGAAGAAGCGUGAUCAGCUUGAGCUCGCUAGACUCAAGAGGAACAUGCCUGCUCAUGGCGUUGGGGAACAGACAGCUGAACAAGGCUCUGGCCUUAAAGGUAUUGGUAUCAAGGGUAAAGAUCAUACAACCCCCGCUGAUAGCAUGAUGGUCUCCUCUGGUGACGAGUCUAAUUCUGAGAGUGAAGAUGAAUUAGACAAGGAGCUCUUUGGUGCCAAACCAAAGAAACCCGAGGCCGUUGCGGCCUAUGAACUAAGCAAGAAACAAUCCCUUCAACAGCAACCCGUCAAAAAAAUCAAGCGCCAUCGAUCUGUCAGGGAUAUGCGGGCUCGCCUGGCUCCAGAUCUCGGUUCUCUUCACCACUCAAUCCUCUCCUGGGACUUUUUCGCAACCGGCGACCUUCCUCCUACCUCGGACCGCACCGAUUAUUCCCUGGUCUCGAACACGUUCCGCACACCCGAUGCCUACCAAAGUACAUUCGAACCUUUGUUGAUUCUUGAGGCGUGGCAAGGUUUCCAACAGGCAAAGGACGAAGGUUCUUUCCGGCCCUUCGAAGUCAAAGUCAUGACCCGAUUGGCUGUCGACUCGUGGAUCGAAUUCAGCACCCAACCGCUUGGCAUUCUUCCCAAGGAUUUCAGCAUGGGUGAAGGUGAUUUGGUCUUGUUCUCCAACUCGUCGAAACUUACAACCGACCCUACUGCUCCCCACGUUCUCGCACGUGUCUGUGGUGUCAAUCGGAAAAACAAAAAGAUGGAGGUCACAUAUCGGGUCAAUCCUGGGAGUAGCAAGUUCCUGUCUUCCUUUGGACCAGGAACUGAGGCAUGGGGCGCCAAGAUCACUUCUCUCACCCCAGUGGAGCGUGAAUAUGGUGCCUUGAUGGCGUUGCAGUACUAUGAUCUGUGUGAGGAGAUUGUCAUGGCUAAACCCUCACCUCUUCUCACUUACUCCGACACACGACUCCAGCCCAUCAUGGAUAAUUACUCCAUCAAUCGGGCUCAGGCAAGAGCCAUCAAAUCAGCUGUUGACAACGACGCGUUUACUCUUAUCCAAGGUCCCCCAGGUUCCGGAAAGACCAAGACUAUCAUCGCACUUGUCGGAAGUCUCCUAAGUGACGUGCUUGGGAAACAAGUGGUCAAAGUUAAUGGUGGCCCUGCGAGAAAUGCCCUAUCAAAAAAACUUCUCCUGUGUGCGCCUAGCAAUGCUGCUGUCGACGAGUUAGUCAUGCGAUUGAAGGAAGGUGUGAAGACGACACAUGGUCGGCAAGAAAAGGUCUCCGUUCUUCGUCUAGGAAGAAGUGACGCAAUUAACACCAAGGUGUUGGAUGUUACCCUUGAGGAGAUGGUCAAUACCCGCCUGAACCAGGACCCCAGCAAAGGAAAUGGUGUCGACUUGCAGAAGCUCUAUGAAGAGCAUAAGACAACUGAUACGUCAUUCAAAGAGCUUCGUGGGCGACUCGAUGAAGCACGAGCAAAGGGAAUGCCUCCUCCGGAGGAGCUGGAGCGCGAGUUCGAGUUGAUGAAAAAGAAGCGGUCUCAACUGAGCACGUCUAUCGAUAAAGCCCGCGACCAGAACCAUACGCUGGCCCGCAAUGCUGACAUGCAUAAACGCCGAAUCCAAGAAGAAAUUAUCAACGAAUCUCAUGUCAUCUGCACUACUCUCAGUGGCUCUGGACAUGAAAUUUUCCAGGGUAUGAAUGUUGAGUUUGAGACUGUCAUCAUCGAUGAGGCAGCACAGUGUAUUGAACUCAGUGCUCUCAUCCCAUUGAAGUACGGCUGCUCGAAGUGUGUUCUUGUUGGUGAUCCCAAACAGUUGCCUCCAACUGUUCUGUCGAAGAUGGCCUCCAAGUUCCAGUAUGAACAGAGUUUGUUCGUCCGCAUGCAGAGGAAUCACCCUCAAGACGUGCACUUGCUGGAUAUCCAGUACCGUAUGCACCCGGCUAUCAGUCGUUUCCCUAGUGUGACGUUCUACGAUGGCAAGUUGCAGGAUGGACCGGACAUGGCCAAGCUGCGCCGGCGUCCCUGGCAUCAAAGCGAACUUCUCAGUCCUUACCGAUUCUUCGAUGUUCAGGGAAUGCACUCAUCUGCAGCCAGAGGACAUUCCUUGGUCAAUUACGCGGAGUUACAAGUGGCAAUGCAACUGUAUGAUCGUUUGAUCACAGAUGUAAAAGACUACGACUUUGCGGGCAAGAUUGGCAUCAUCACACCUUACAAGGGCCAACUGAGAGAGCUCAAGCUCCAUUUUGCCCAACGAUAUGGCGAAGACAUUCUGAACAAGGUUGAUUUCAAUACGACUGACGCUUUCCAAGGUAGAGAAAGCGAAGUCAUCAUCUUCUCCUGUGUCCGAGCAUCCAACAAGGGUAUCGGUUUCUUGGCUGAUAUCCGCCGUAUGAACGUCGGUCUCACCCGUGCCAAGUCAUCGCUUUGGGUUCUAGGUAACUCCCAGUCCCUGGAGCAGGGCCAAUUCUGGAACGGGCUCAUUAAGAACGCGCGGGAGCGAAAUGUCUACACGCAGGGUGAUAUUGUGAAACUCCUGGAAAAGCCACAAUUCACUGGCUACAAAGAGAUUGAAAUGGUCGACCUUGACGCCGAAGAAGCCCGAAGUUCUCCUGACUAUGAACCCCCUGUACCACCAAUUUCCCGCCCUUCAUCGGCCUCUACUGGCCUUGACUCGCGCUCCGUCUCGGUGUCUGCCUCUGGGCGCGGUACACCUCCAAUUGCACGGCCUGAUGGACCUUCUGGGGGAGCCAAGGGCCUAGACACGACAAAAAUGUGUGGGAUCUGUGGAAGCGCCGACCAUUUCACUCAUAACUGCGACAAUGACGAGGCAAAGGACAAUGCUCGAGGAACCUGUUUCCGCUGCGGUCGGGCUGGUCACACCAGGAUCUCCUGCCGUGCUCCACGAUGCGGCGAAUGCGGCGAAUGCGGGCAUACGUCCCACGCCUGCAAGUCUACGAAAGUCCUUUCAAAAUUCGAGAAAGCUCGUAUUGAGAGAGAAGAGUUUAACCUCAAGCAACGUCAAGAUUCAUUCACUGCGCGUCAGCGAGAGCGUCAACUGGGAGGACACGACCGCAAGGUCCCUGUCGUUCAAGCCACAAAUUCAACCCCGCCCGUGAAGCCUGCUGAUAAUCCCGCGAAGAGAAAACGCGAAGAAUCUGCCUCUGGUGGACCACAAUCGCAACGUCCUCGUACCGGGCCAAAUGCCCCAAUCAAUGCCCCAAGAGGCCCAUUGGGUAGUGGCCAUCCCGGUCUAUCUGGUCCGACUGCUCGUGGUCAGAAUGUCCCUCGAGUCAGUGGUCACCCAGGUCUUUCUGGUCCCCCUCGCAAUAGCCCAGUGGCCAAUGCUGGCAAUGGUUACAAGGGACCGCCAAGCAGCGGCCCACCAGGAGGUCUCAUCAAGCCUUCUCGCGAUGACCAGGCGUAUCCGACCGAAAUUGACCCAACAAGGGCUCUGCCGCCAGGAGCAAAUCCCCCCAACCAAGGUCCUCUCAAGCCCCGACCCCCAAUGAUCCGCAAAAAGAAGGAGUCAGAUCCUUUCAUCCGACCCAAGCCGAAGCGCAAGUGA